AUACUAAUAGCCAAAGCUCUUUCAGCGGUUCACCCCACAACGCUUCAAACCUCUGCUUGCUUCCCCUGUCUCUAUAUUCCGGUGGCCGGAACCGCGCUUGAGCAACCGUCUCUCUCUCUAUCUCCUCAGCGUCUGAUCUGGUUUCCCUGAGCUAAAACUCCGUCUUCCAUACAGCUCGAUCUUCGCGUUUUCCCGCACCAUUGACUUCAGUCAAAACAGGCGGACUGUGCCGUAAGCAUCUUUGCAAGUGGGGCCGGAGAAGGAGCAGGAUCCGGCGGCGGUAGAAUCGGUUUAUGUUGUAGACGUGGGGCAUUUGGACGGAAAUGCCUCCUCCCGGCGGGGAAGGAACAUUGGAAUGAUGAGCUCAGCUGGUGACGAAGAAGAGGAAGACGAGUGCUUUCACGAUUCCUUUGACCGGCUCAUCUCGUCGUCCAACACCUCUUGCUCUUCCUCUGCUUUACCUUCCGAUGAAGAGGAGGAUCGUUUUCUUUCUCACUCAGGUUCGCCCAAUUAUGCUUGCCCUAAUGCGCUUUCUAUUCCUUGCUUCCCCGUGGGUGCUUCUGACAACUAUGAUGUCUGGAUCUCUGAACCUUCCUCCGUCGAUGAACGCCGCCUCAGCCUCCUCCGCAGAAUAGGUCUCAACCGUGACCCUUCUAUCCUGCGCCAUCGACCCUCACUCUCGGCAGCUGAGGGCAGCAGUCCGGGUGACGCAAAGGACUUUUUUGGCGAAUCGGAGUGGUCAGAUCAUUUGAGGAGCGGAAUUGACAAGGGUGAGCAUUGUCUUACUCCUGAGAGUAAUAAUUCCAGAAGUAGUAAUAAAAUCAGUAGGGUACCUGGGGUUGUACGGUCGAAGUCUGAAUGCAAUCGUCAUUCCUCCCAUUAUAGGUCCAGUUCUUCCUCGCCUGUAAUUCAUAGAAGUACUGAUAAAGCUACCAUUGGUUCUAUUCAUCCAUGGUCCUCAGAGGCCGAUGCAGCCAGUGUUGUUGACCCUGUAGCUGUAAAUACUAGUCAAAUCCAUAGUCUAAGUGUCAGUGAUGUCUAUCAAAUGAAAACAGGUAUUGGAUCGCCACUAGCUGAUUCUGUUUCACAAAAGACACCCACCGGCUGUAAUUUUGGAAAUGUAGAGGAGGCUCUGAGGUCUACUUUAGUUGAAGAUGCAUUUGAAACGCCUGUGUGCAUAAUAAAGGAUCUUGAUAAUGGGAAGGCGUUUGUGGUGAAUGAAGUGAGUGAAGAUGGGACAUGGAACAAGCUUAAGGAACUAGGGACAGGGCGGCAGUUGACAAUGGAAGAAUUUGAGAUAUGUGUCGGGACGUCUCCCAUUGUUCAAGAACUGAUGAGAAGACAGAAUGUAGAGGAUGGUGGUAAGGAUGGUUUGAAUUCCAACUCAAAUGGGGGCAGUGGGAGUGGAUUUAAACUGAAGAGAACUGGAAACUGGUUGAAAAACAUCAAGAAUGUGGCUAACUCUGUUGCUGGUUACAAGGAUUGGCUUGGUAGUGAUGAAAAGGAUGCAUCAUCUCAUUCAUCUGAAAAGGGUGGGAGAAGGUCAAGUUCUGCCACAGAUGAUAGCCAGGAUGUUUCUUUUCAUGGACUGGAGAGAGUUAAAGUUCGGCAGUAUGGGAAGUCAUGCAAAGACAUAACUGCUCUCUACAAAAUUCAGGAAAUCCAGGCACAUAGUGGGUCCAUCUGGAGUAUGAAGUUCAGUUUGGAUGGGAAGUAUCUUGCAAGUGCUGGUGAGGACUGUGUGAUACAUGUUUGGCAGGUUACAGAGUCAGAGAGGAAGAAUGACUUGUUAGAUAAACCAGAAGAUCCUAACACGAAUCUUCUUUUAUUGAUGAACGGGUCCCCAGAGUUGGCUUCUAUCUCACCCAAUUUUGAUGGCCACAUGGAGCGGAAGAGAAGGGGAAGGCCAUCCAUAAGUCGAAAAUCAGCAAGUUUUGACCAUGUUGUGAUGCCAGAAACUGUAUUUGCACUAUCUGAGAAACCCACUUGUUCCUUUCAGGGACAUCUGAAUGACGUUCUGGAUCUUUCAUGGUCCAAAUCUCAGCAUUUGCUCUCUUCUUCAAUGGACAAAACAGUGCGGCUCUGGCACUUGUCUAGCAAUUCAUGUUUAAAGAUCUUCUCACACAGUGAUUAUGUAACCUGCAUCCAGUUUAAUCCUGUUGAUGAUAGAUACUUUAUAAGUGGAUCACUGGAUGCUAAGGUUCGCAUAUGGAGUAUUCCUGAUCGGCAAGUUGUUGAUUGGAACGAUCUUCAUGAAAUGAUCACUGCUGCAUCAUACACACCGGAUGGUCAGCGCGCACUGGUUGGAUCAUACAAGGGGAGUUGCCAUCUAUACAACACAUCAGAAAAUAAAUUGCAGCAAAAGGAUCAUAUUAAUCUGCAGAAUAAGAAGAAGAAAUCCCAUCAAAAGAAAAUCACUGGCUUUCAGUUUGUCCCUGGAAGUACAACGGAAGUGCUAGUGACAUCUUCAGAUUCUCGAAUUAGAGUCAUUGAUGGUGUUGAUCUUGUUCACAAGUUCAAAGGAUUCCGCAACACAAAUAGUCAAAUUUCAGCAUCUCUCACAGCAGACGGAAAGUAUGUGGUAUGUGCCAGCGAGGAUUCAUGUGUUUAUGUUUGGAAACAUGAAGGCCCUUCUCGACCAGGAAGAAACAGAGGGGUUACUGUUACACAAGCUUAUGAGAAUUUCUAUUGUCAAGAUGUUUCAGUUGCUAUUCCUUGGCCAGGGAUGUCUGGUACUUCUCGAUUUCCUAUCAACUCUUCCACAGGACAAAAUGGCCGUUCUAUUAAUAGUCACGAUGAGGUGCUAGCUACAAAUCAUCCGACAACCCCUGCUGAAGAUACUAAUGGAACCAUAUCUAGUGCCAUGAGCAGCUACUUCUUUGAUAAAAUGUCAGCAACAUGGCCCGAGGAAAAAUUAAUCUCAGCUACUAAAACUAGUAGGCGUGCUAAGGUGGAUGCCAGUAUUGACAUCACCGGAGGCUUAAAUCAAAUAAAACCUGCGUGGGGCUUGGUGAUCUUGACUGCUAGUGUACAUGGGGAAAUCAAGACUUUCCAAAACUUCGGGUUGCCUUUCCGGAUUUAGAGGAUGGGAAGAUUGAACCCUUGAGGAUUGAUGGAGGUGCUUAUUACUUCAUCCCACAAUCUAGUACAUGAAAUCUGUACAUAUAUUGGUGAAAUUCCAAUACUAUACCUUUUUUUCCUUGCUCUUGUUCCAGUUGGAUCUGGAAUUUGGCAUUACAGGGCUAUAAAACAAAAGUAAUUCAGGAAGUGAUUAGCGAAGGAGUGGUAGAAAGAUAAACCCAAUUUAAUUACCUUUCUUUGGCUGUAAUAGGCAAUUGUAGAGCUCAAAAGUUUAUCAAGUCAAAGAAAAUUCAUUAGAGUUUGGUCUACAUGGCUGUCUUGAGUACAUGUUGGUGUGGAUGGGAUGGAUGAUUCUAAGGUAAGUUAAUAGUUACCCUGUAUCAUUAAUUAGGUUAAAUCAAACUGGC
Messenger RNA from Cuscuta epithymum, 3488 nucleotides. Lineage: Eukaryota; Viridiplantae; Streptophyta; Magnoliopsida; Solanales; Convolvulaceae. The record is from the annotation of a GenBank genome assembly.